CACCCUCAGACUCGUCAUCCUGACACAAUCCCGCCAGAAUAAUUAAAAUAAAGAUAAAAACGAACACCGCGGAGGAAACACCGCCCGUCAUUGAACGCAACAGAAGACCGGUUUUCAUAGCAACGGGCUACAACAGAAAAAGAAGAUGGUUCACAUCACAGAAGAGCUGAUCCGCCGGCGGGCGGAGCACAACGACGGUGAGCUCUUCUCCCUGGAGGAAGUCUCUCUGCAUCAGCAGGACAUCGAGAGGAUCGAACACAUCGACAGGUGGUGUCGCCACCUGAGGAUCCUCUACCUGCAGAACAACCUCAUCCCCAAAAUCGAGAAUCUGGGUCGCCUGAAGAAGCUGGAAUAUUUAAAUCUGGCCUUAAACAACAUCGAAGUCAUUGAAAACCUGGAGGGCCUCGAGAGCCUCCGGAAGCUGGACCUGACUCUGAACUUCGUGGGUCUCCUGAGCAGCGUGGAGUCUCUGAAACACAACGUCCACCUGAGGGAGCUGUUCUUGGUGGGGAACCCCUGCUCAGAGUUCCAGGGCUGCAGGCGCUUUGUUGUGGCUGCGCUGCCUCAGAUUCAGUGGCUGGACGGGACCGAGGUCAGCCGCUCGGAGCGGAUCAGAGCCGCUCAGGGCCUGGAGGAGGUGAGGAGACGAGUCGGGGAGCAGGAGAGGGAGUACCUGAGGAGGAGGGCAGAGGAGAAGGAGGAGGCGCGCAGAAAAUCUGUUAAAGAGGAGAAGCAGAAGAACGCAGCGUCACUGGAGAACAAGGACCAGGAGCUGAAGGAGGACCAGGAGCUGAAGGAGGACCAGGAGCUGGAGGAGGACCAGGAGCUGAAGGAGGACCAGGAGCUGAAGGAGGACCAGGAGCUGAAGGAGGACCAGGAGGAGCGGGAGUUCUGGCACACGCCGGACAAAGAGAAGAAGCCGAAAACACAGAGGACUCUGAUCACAGCCGAAGGACGAGUGCUGAACGUCAACGAGCCCAAGCUGGAGUUUUCUUUAACCGAAGAUGAAGACAACAACACGAUCAUUUUGGACCUGGCUGUUAACAGACUCUUGGACACCUCCCUGAUGRACGUCGACGUUCAGCCGACGUUCUCCAGAGUCACGAUCCGAGGAAAGGUGUUUCAGGUGGUUCUGCCCGCCGAAGUGAAGCCCGACAGCUCGACGGCUCAGAGGUCCCAAACCACCGGACACCUGGUCCUGACCAUGCCCCGGGCCAAAGGUGAAAUCAGAGUUAAGGAAGCGGCCCGGCRGCCAGGAAGAACGGGUCGGAACAAACGCAGCAGCUGGACGGAGAACAGAGAGAUUAAAGCUCCUGAGAGGCUGGAGGUGGAUCCCAGCAGAUCUGUCAAUGUCUUCAACAUCGUCCCACAGCGGGGCGGCGCUGAAGGCCCGCUGCAGACCCCCAGAACCGGUCCAGGUCCUCCCACUGCUGAGGGACAGCUCUCUGAGGAGUUUGUGGACGACUCCGAGGUCCCACCGCUCAUAUAAGGUUUCUUUAAACAACAACAAAUAAACAAAUAACUUCCUGCAGCAGCUGAAACUCUGAUGGACUAAUUCAGAUCAUCAGUUCUGUAMAAACUAAAUGUGAUCAGAAAGUUCAUUUCAGUUCAUUAAAGGGGCAAUAUCAUGUAAAA
This is a messenger RNA of Austrofundulus limnaeus, 1635 nucleotides long. It is a transcript of the gene dnaaf11, whose product is annotated as dynein axonemal assembly factor 11. NCBI's taxonomy places the organism in Eukaryota, Metazoa, Chordata, Actinopteri, Cyprinodontiformes, Rivulidae. The record is from RefSeq and is a predicted model, not a curated record. Gene Ontology annotation, molecular function: protein binding. Gene Ontology annotation, cellular component: cytoplasm. Gene Ontology annotation, biological process: outer dynein arm assembly.